Molecule: messenger RNA, 4038 nt
Organism: Polistes dominula (European paper wasp)
Lineage: Eukaryota; Metazoa; Arthropoda; Insecta; Hymenoptera; Vespidae
Gene: Mp
Product: collagen XV/XVIII-type protein multiplexin
Biological process (GO): extracellular matrix organization
Molecular function (GO): extracellular matrix structural constituent conferring tensile strength
Source: RefSeq, a predicted model, not a curated record
GAGAGAGAGAAAGAGAGAGAGAGGGAUAGAGGAAAAUAAAGAAAGAAAGAAGGCAAGAGUGACGAAAGAGAAGCCGUUGUCAGUGAGUGGCGAACCGUGGGACGGAUUGGACACGGACUGCACAAGUCCUUCCGCGAGUCCUUGAACUUCAAUUCGUCGAUCGAUUCGAUCGUUCAAGGAAAGGUCGAGAAUCGAGGCUAAUCGAGGUGUACGUUUAAGGACUACGAAAGCUUGACCUCUCUUAUAGACAAGAGCCGACCUUGGAUAUCAGUGUCGCCACCGUCGCUUUUCAUUAUAUUCACAAUUUCUUUCUAUUUUUUUCUCAAAUUAUUUAUCUUCUUUUUUUCCGGCAUUUACUCUCGACCCUAUUUAUACAAUUGACAUUCGUUAUUUAUCGUUCAGAGCCAUUCGAGAUAUCGACAGAAAAUUAUUUUUUCUUUGUUUUGUGCUCGUGUGAGUGAUCGCAAAGAAAAAGAAGAAGAAGAAGAAGAGGUGGUAGAAAGAAGUAUACGAUAUUAACCACUUAUCACGCUGAUGGAAUGACUCAAAAUGUGGCCUAGAAUAUUGCCGCUGAUCUUCCUCGUUCUCAGAACGAUUCCCGGACGAUCGGAUUUCUUUGGAGAGAAAAGGGAAGCUGUUUACGAUCUACUGGUAACUUCUGUGACGUCGACGGACGAUCAGAAUUUUUAUAUCGACGAUGGCCUCGACGGAUUUCCGGCUUUUGGUUUCCGACCUGGGUCUGAAGUAAAACAACCCUAUAGACUUUAUCUUCCUGAGAAGUUGCCAGCCGAGUUUACCCUAGUGGCUAUCUUUAAGCCAAUAUCCUUCAGGACUAGCUACCUCUUUGCAGUUCUCAAUCCCUUCGAAACUGUUGUACAAUUGGGCAUUCGAAUUUCGGAUGGUCCAGGCUCUAAUCAGAACAUUUCACUGGUUUACACAAAUUCCGAUGAGCAUUCCCUUUCAGAAGAAGUUGCCAAAUUCACUGUGCCAAAAUUAACGAAGAAAUGGUCUAAAAUCGUCAUUAAAGUGUCUACCACCGAUGUCACCUUAUAUUUAAAUUGUCAUGAAAUGGCCAAACAAAGGGUAACUAGGAUUCCUUUGGAAUUAGUCUUCGAUACUGCUAGUACACUUUACAUGGCUCAAGCGGGACCACAUAUUCAGGAGAGAUACGACGGUCUACUACAAUCUCUAAAACUCUAUUCUGGACAUCCACCGGAUCUGGUGAAGUGCACAGCUGAAUUUAACUUUCCUUCAGAUGAACAAUUUGGAUCCGGCGAUCAAGAUGUCAAUUCAUUUGAUGUCAUAGGAGAAUUUGGCUUAGAGAAGAUCGAUCGAGAGUACGACGAAGAUAAAAAUGAAGAAAGCAACCCACCACCGUUCAUCACGCCUCCUCCUCCCAACCCAGACUAUAAAGGUCCAAAAGGUGAGAAGGGUGACAAAGGAGAUAAAGGCGAGAGCGUUCGAGGACCACCAGGUCCUCCCGGACCACCUGGACCUGGAUAUGAUUCAAACGACGAGGAUUGGCCAGUAAAAAUACCACAAGGUCCACCAGGUCCUAAAGGAGAACCAGGAAAAUGUGCAUGCAAUGCAACAGCCUUGAUGACAUCCUUCACGAUGCCAAAAAUGAUCGAAGGACCGAAGGGCGAACCAGGUGUCCCUGGAAAGGAAGGAAAGCAAGGGCAGAUGGGUCUCACUGGUGCAGCAGGACCACCCGGAGAAAGGGGAUUACAAGGUCCACCUGGAGCAAGAGGUGAAAAAGGAGAUAUAGGAGUACUUGGACCCGAAGGUCCUCAAGGACAGAAAGGUGAACCAGGUAGAGAUGGAAUACCAGGUGAAAAGGGAGCUCAAGGACCUCCUGGACCACCUGGAAAGGGUGAAUUCUCCGGCUACGAUCCCAGUUGGAAGCCGCGAGGCAUUUUCAGGACCGAAGGUAUCACAAUGAGACCAGGUCUACCAGGACAAAAAGGUGAAUCAGGAACACCUGGGAAUCCUGGUCCUAAGGGAGAAGCAGGAAUUCCUGGUGGAAAGGGUGUUAAAGGCGAGCCUGGUCACAAGGGUGGAAAAGGAGAACACGGAAAGGAAGGGCCAAGAGGAAUACAAGGCUUUAAAGGAGAACCAGGUGCUCCAGGAGCUCCAGGACUUCCUGGUGCACCAGGAGAAAAUGGAAGACCAGCCGAAAAAGGUGACAAGGGAGAUUCUGGACCCGAAGGGAAACCAGGUCUACCUGGUCCACCAGGACCACCAGGAGCCAAUACUCCAGGAGUUUUAAACGUUGGAGAAACAGGAUUAGAAGAGAAGGGUGAAAAGGGUGAAUCUGGGCCACGUGGUUACAAAGGCGAUCAAGGAACUAAAGGCGAAAAAGGGGAUAAAGGGGAAUAUGGACCAGCCGGUAUACCGGGUGUAAACGGAAUUCAAGGACCGCAAGGAGAUAAAGGCGAACCCGGUAAGGACGGAGUUCCCGGAACUUCUGGAAUUCCGGGUUUGAAAGGAGAAAGGGGUGAAAGGGGUCCUCCUGGUGUCACCGCUAUCGCCAAUUCCGGUGACUAUAUCACCAUCAAAGGUGAAAAAGGUGCAGAAGGGAAAAGAGGAAGAAGAGGUCGUCCUGGACCACCAGGUCCUGUCGGACCACCCGGAAAACCAGGAGUAAUGGGAGAAAUUGGUCUACCAGGAUGGAUGAAUACAAAGGGUCGUCCUGGAUCACCAGGAGGUCCUGGCCCAACUGGACCGAAAGGACAGAAAGGAGAACAAGGAAUGAUAGGUGAGAAAGGAGAUGAUGGAAUGCCAGGAAUUCCCGGACAACAUGGAAGAGACGGACAACGAGGACCUCCGGGACCACCAGGACCACCUGGCCCAGCUUCUCAAGGAAACUACAUUCCUGUACCAGGACCUCCAGGUCCCCCAGGACCACCAGGACCACCAGGACUCUCUUUGAUAGGACAAAAAGGUGAACCAGGAAUUGGCAGAAGUCACAUUUUCGGAAAGGAAGAUUAUUAUGGAAUAAGACAAGGACCCAGAAGCAGUUUGGACGAAUUAAAGGCACUUCGCGAGUUAAAGCAGCUGAAAGAAUUAAAGGAACAUUUAGGUACUGCUACUGUUGCUACAAGAGGUCCUUUGGAAAGUACAACAAAAAUAGUUCCAGGAGCAGUAACGUUUCAAAAUACGGAAGCUAUGACAAAGAUGUCUAGUGUCAGUCCUGUUGGAACUUUGGCAUAUAUCAUAGACGAACAAGCCUUGCUUGUAAGAGUUAACAAUGGAUGGCAAUACAUAGCGCUCGGUUCACUUCUUCCAAUAACAACCCCUGCGCCACCAACAACGGCACCACCUCCGGCAAAUCCACCUUUCGAAGCUUCAAACCUGAUAAAUCAGAUACCAGUGAAGGCUGACGGUACAGGAUGGUAUCCUAAAAUGUUAAGAAUGGCAGCAUUAAAUGAGCCGUUUACUGGUGACAUGCAUGGUGUAAGAGGUGCAGAUUACGCUUGCUAUCGUCAAGCAAAAAGAGCAGGUUUAAGAGGUACCUUCCGUGCAUUCCUAAGCUCUAGAGUGCAAAACGUUGACAGCAUCGUCAGACUUGGAGAUCGUGAUCUUCCAAUCGUUAACAUCAAGGGUGACGUUCUUUUCAAUUCGUGGAAGGAAAUGUUCAAUGGCAAUGGAGCCUACUUUUCCCAAAAUCCUAGAAUCUAUAGUUUUAAUGGGAAAAAUAUUCUCACUGACUUUGCCUGGCCGGAAAAAGUAGCAUGGCAUGGUUCCCACAAACUGGGAGACCGAGCGAUGGACACUUACUGCGAUGCCUGGCAUUCUAGUAGCUCUGAUCGUUACGGAUUAGGAUCACCUCUUACAGGAGGUCGACUUUUGGAGCAAAUUCGUUAUUCUUGCGAUAACAAGUUUGCCCUACUUUGCAUAGAAGUAACCAGCGAAGCUACGAGGAGACGAAGAAGCAGUCCUUCUGCAGAAGAUGAAGUAGAAAUGACAGAGAGCGAGUAUAAAAGACACUUGGAAGCAUUAAUGAAAAAUUGAAGGCUCUUGUUAAAUAUAAAUAUU